UAAACGUAAUUAGUUGGUUACAGCAUCUCUCCUUGCCAGAUAAAAAUGGCCCAGAUUGAACUAUCUGUGUAUGUAAAAGCACCAGAGUCUCCCGAGUGAAAUGCUGAAGGCGGAGCUGUAAUCUUCGGUUUCUCCAUCCUCAAAAAUGUUGCGCUUUACCGCAAGAGGGUCGUAUCCAAUUACGUAGUCCUUCUCCGGAGGGAGACAUACGAGAAAAACCUCGUUUGCCACGAAUUCCCUCAACUGAAAUAAGGGAACGCUCGAUAGCUGUCUUUCUUUUCUCGAGUAUUGCAUGAAAUGUUUCUAUUUCAUCAAGGGAUUCUCCUUCAGUGGAAUCAGGAGUGUGAAAUGACGAUUGCAUCACAAUCCGGCCGAACUGGCUUUUCUAAUCUUAAUCUCAAGAAUGAUCGACAACACUGAGCCAAGAAGAAGCAGUUCAAUCAUGCCCUCAAUACAGAAGAACCCUAUGGGCGUUGGUGAGUGAAGAAGGCAGGACAUCUCGCAGCCUUGAAGGAGGCUGGUGGCGUUUCCCUUGAACACAACUCGGAUCGUGUGUUUGGACUCCGCAGCAGUCCGCAGUUCACCUCUUGGUUCUAGAUGGAGGACUCUGUCUGUUUGUGAGCCUGACCCAACGUCCUGACGGGAGCACUGUCUGAGGAAGAGUAAACAUGUCCCUCUCAACGGUGCUGGCGAAGGCCCUGUUUGACAAUGCAGCAGAGAGCCCUGAGGAGCUGGCCUUCCGGAAGGGGGACAUCCUGAUGGUUCUAGAACAGGAGCAGGGAGGGGGUCCUGGCUGGUGGCUCUGCUCCCUCCAUGGGCGCCAGGGCAUCGCCCCCGCCAACCGCCUCCGCCUCCUCCACACCACCCCGGGGUCUGACCCCCAACCCCCUAGCCGCGCCCCCAGCGAAGACUCUGUGUACCUCUCCCCUGGCCCGCUGGCCCGCACAGCAGUCUCCACGGAGGACAUAGACGGCGUCUACCGCACCCCACCUAGCCUGGGGGAGGCCCUGUACCAGAGCCCAGGGGCGGUGCCUGUUGCCUCUAGACCAGGGGUCCUCCGACAGGCCGAGGUAGGGGGUCGCCCACGCUCCCGCUCCAGCUCUGGCACACGCCCCCUACCCGAAUGGGACGGGGGGGUGACGGGGCGCCCGCGCUCGCCUUCCCUCCGAGGCAGAGAUGUAGACUCAGCCGGGACUCUUUACCAGACCCCCUCCACCCCCACACUUCUUGGGCCCCAGCACCACAGAUCACCAGGGGGUCUGACUGGAGUCCCUGGCCCAGAGAAUGUCUAUCUGGCCCCCAGUGGGAUGCCCCGAGCUGUGGGUCUAGCUCCAGAAGGGCCAGAGGACAACACCUACCUUGUCCCCAGGGAGACUGUAGCGGCUGCAGGCCACUCUGACAGCUGUUACCUGGUCCCCAGAGGUACUGUACUGCCCAGCGAGGAGUUCUACCAGACCCCCACAGGAGGGGCAGCAGGGGUGGCCGUGGGGACCCAGGUUACCCCCAUCGCUACCAGGAUCCUGGAGACUCAGAGCCUCACCCCUUCACAGGUCAACGGGGACAGGGGGGCCCCCCUCAAGCCCCUCACCCCUCAUUCCAAACUGGCACAGGGCACCCCUGGGAUGAUGUACCAGACCCCCACCCAUGUGGGAGCAGGGAUUCUCAGGACUCCACCCGUCCCUGCACUGGGAUCCCCCAAACCUCAGCUGAAAGGCGUGAUCCCAAUAACCCCCAGAGGUCAGAGUGGUGUGCCCUCCACCCCUCCCAUCGCCAGGGGGAAGCUAGCUCCGGCUACCCCCGUCAGGGGGUCCCCCUUGCUGGCCAGACCAGGACAGGGACAAGGCAGAGUGCCCAGGUCACCAAACUUUGCCCGUAAGCCACCUCCUCCAGCCCCUCCAGUGAGGGGUGUCACCAGAAAAGACUUGCCCCAGCCUGGAACCCCUGUGUCCACCUCUAAGCCUGCCAUCUCCACCCCCCAGUCGACUCCUGUACCCUUGCAGCAGGAGAGCAAGGAUGGGAGGAUGACAUCGGAUGAAAAGAAGAAGAAUGGGCAGAAUAAGAAAGGAGAGGGCAGAGAGUAUGCAGAUCCUGAUGACGAGAACCUUGAUGAACAGGUGUAUGAUACUCCUCCCAGCAGUAGGUGGCAUCGGCAAGCCCCAGCAGUGCUGUGUGACGACGAGAACAUCUACAACACCCCCCGCUCCCUCCCCCCACACACUGACCUAGAGUCAGAGGUGUACAAUGUUCCCACUAUAAUACUGAGCACUUCAUCAGACCCCCAGCAGCAGACCUACAACGUCCAAGCGUCUGUUACAACUGCUGAAUCAGAGGAGGACGUUUACAGCGUUCCCUCCCUUCCUGGCUUACCCCUGGCCCCGGGGGACAUGUCCACCAUCAUCCCCCUGGAGGAGACGGAGCACGGCCAAGUCUACUCUGUCCUCGGCCAAGGGAAGAGAGCGCCGCUGGGGCUGGGUGAGGGCAGCGACUUGGGCUCCACCUCCGAGCCGGACUGUGGCAUCUACAACAUGCCUGCUCUCACACUUGACGUCUUGCCCUCUUCGGCGAUGUCAACGUCGUCUUCCACACAUAGGUUAUCUGUAUCCAGUAAUGGGUCUGGUGACAUCCAAUGGAGAUCCUCGCUUUCCAGUCUUGUCCAAUCGGUGCUGAGCACUGCCUCGGGUGCACCCGCCUCCUCAAGGGACCUGGCUACCUCAUUGGCUGAGAUCCUGUCCGUCUGGAAGUUGAGUCAACCCAGCGAGGUCCCUCCCUCUCUCCAACUGGCUUGGGCCCGCCUCUCAGAUCUACUUCCUGCUUUGUCUUCCUGUGGCCACGCCCCUCCGUCAGACACCCUGCUCUCUAUGGUCCAACGGGCGCUGGAGGACUCCACCAUCCUGUUACAGACGCAGGGGCGGCCCCGCCUCCCUUCCCAGGACUCCCUGUCCCGGAGACCCCUACCAGCCCUUCCCGUAGCGGAGAUCAAACCCGUAGGGAGUGGUAUGGGACCACGCAAGAGUAGCUGGAUCCAGGAAAGGCCCUUACCCCCGACCCCGCAGCCAGCGUUCCCCCUGCCCCUCGCACAACCCUCCAUGACCAUGUCCAUCACGGUAGGGCAGAGCGAUGGAGAGGAAGAGAUGGGGAACGAGUACGCUGGGAUAGGUCUGACUCCCGCCCCGGCACCACUUCCUGUUGGAGACAGUGUGGGAUACGUGAAGCUGCAGGGAAAGCUAGAGCCUCCCUCAGAUGUCCAGACGGAGAAUGUGUCAAACCAGACUGUCCACACCACAGAGCCUAGGUUGAGCCCCUCCCCUCCUCUGCCCAUCUCUCUCUCUCUGGAGGACUCUGAGCUGCUGUCCUUCUACUCGUCUCAGAGCCUGUCCCACCUCUCCUGUCUGGCCGACUCCAUCGACGUGCUCUUCAACAGUGUGCAGGGGAACCAGCCUCCCCGCGUCUUCGUUUCCCGGGGGAAGAGUUUGAUCGUGACGGCGCACAAGCUGGUGUUCAUCGGGGACACGCUCUCCCGCCUCCUGACCUCUCCUGACCUCCGAGCAAAGGUCACAACCUCAGGGGGGCGUCUGUGUCAGGCCCUGAAGGCUGUCGUCGUGGCUACAAAGGGGGCAGCACAAAACUAUCCAUCGGUCUCUGCCACCCAGGAAAUGGUGGACCGCGUGGCAGAGCUGUCCCAGCAUGCCGCAGGAUUCUCCAGCCUGCUAAAGCGCCUCGCAGAGAUAUCUUGACAAUAUUUCUUCAACUUCUCUUCUUGAAAUGCCUUAGUCCAGGGUUUCCCGAGGACCGAGUUUGGGAAAUGCUGCCUUAAUAGUUGUUUCAAUGUGUGGUCUUUUUAAUUGAAUGGUUUGACGUUGGAAGUAAGUGACUUGGAAUCAUUGAUUAUCAGUGCUGAAGAAGAACUGAGAUCUGUGCCUCAAAUUUGUCAUUGAGUUAGAUUUUGUGUGUGUUGGUUGGGCUUUGUUUUUAUACUUAUUGACUUCUGUGCUCUUAGUGCCAACUGCCAAGCACAGUUGUCUCGUUGUGUGUCUAACUUAUUUGAUUGAUGGAUGUUUGGUUUUGCUCAUGUUUGAACCAGGUUUGUGACAUUAUUGAGUGUCCCUUUUGGGCCACCGUAUUAUGGGAGACAGCCUAGUUCUGGUUGGUUGCCAUACGUUCCUCUUCCUUUGACAUUUGUUUUCUUAUCUUUGCAUCCUUAUUUAUUUGAAGUAACUCUCCACCCCCCCCCCCUCUCUCAAAAAUAGCAAGUGUGCCCACAUCCUGUUUGUUGCGAUGGAGGAGAACAGGGAGAGCUGGAUGAAGGUGCAGGUGGUGGGUCUGUAUAUAAAUGCUGUGGCAGCAUUACUGUGUGUUUCUGCCUGGUGUUGCAUUGCAGAUUGUGUAAAACUUGUAUUAUCCAGAGGACGUUGACCAUAGGAGCUUGCAAGAUGACAAGAUGGCUACUCUUUUACCCCUUCAGUUUCCCAGCUUGUAGUCUGGAAGAGGGGGAUUGGAAAGAAGAUUAAGAAUUCUAUGUGGGACUGAGAUUGGUUUCAAGUAACCUGUUGUUGGAGUGGUGCAAGAGCGGGCUCAGUCAGGCAUGCCCUUUCCCACGGUUGGGCCAUCGAGAGGGAAGAACCUGUAUUCCAACUUUUACCUGUCUACACCUGUCUCGCUUUUCAUUUCUCCCUUUCCUCUCGCUUUCUCACACAUAUUACACCUUCCGUCACACACCCUCACUUUCCUACACAGUCCCCGACAUGUUGUCCAAAGGACGAGAAAGAAAGGGUUGUCUUUUGUCUAUGCGGGUAGCUCCCAGACAGACAUGCUGGUGUACUGUUGCCUGUCUGUUUUCUAUUCAACUCUAUUGUCAGUGAGGCAUCCAUAGCAGACAGGUGGGUUGCAGACUUGCCAAAUGGGGUAUUUCUGUAGUGCGUGUGUAUCUCCAUGAAGUUAAUCUUUGUCACCAUCGCCCUCCUUAAGUCAAUGCUUAAACUAAUCUUCUGUGCCCAAGCAUUGCUCCUACCUAUCUAGUUCCCUGUAGCCUCUGAUAGGCUAGGUGGAAGUAUCGCCAUAUUGCUUCAUGGGCUACUCUUACCCAAUCCUCUCAGAUCCUAAUAAGAAGUGCAUAGGGGGCUAAGGUAUGAUUGGGGCGCAGGCUUCUAGGCUUUCCUAUUGUUGAAAGACUAAUCGCACCCUGCAAAGUCAAUGCUGCCACCCUCCCUAGUAUUGCUGUCUGACUCUGCAGCAGUGAUAGGAGGGUGAAAUGAACAAAUAUGCGUCUGUGCCAAAAAAAGUAGGAAGUAGCUUUGUCAAACACUAGUGUUUUGCCUUUGUGCUCCCCCUAGUGGAAAGUAGCAGGGUUUCUACAGAAUGCCUGCCUGCACAGUAAAGUCACAUCCAUAGCCGGAGGGCCUAAUAAUAGAAAGGCGUCAUCAUAAUUAAUAACAAUUGUAUUUAUCAUUUUUCCUAGUGGCUUUGUGAUCUGCAUGGCUUUAAGUUGCUAUAUUUGUUAUAUAUGCACAUUUAACCAGGGAUGUUUUCACUUCACACCGUGAUUUCAAUUUUACUACAAUGUUUGAACAGAACAAAUGGAGAAGAGCAGUUAGUUUGAUUAAGCUACAUUUGAUUUUUCCCUUUUUUGUACCAGAAUGUAUUUUUGAAAGCUUUUCAUGUUGUUUUUUUUUUUUUACACUAAAGUGAAUUUGUUGGGAUUGACUCAAUGGCUAUAUAAGGCAUAUGGAUCUAUCCAGUCUACAGUUCAUGUAAGUUGAACACUACAAUAAGUCAUUUGACUCUGUUCCCUUCUAAAAUGUACAAAUACAUUUUUACAAUUACA
This is a messenger RNA of Oncorhynchus mykiss (rainbow trout), 5821 nucleotides long. Lineage: Eukaryota; Metazoa; Chordata; Actinopteri; Salmoniformes; Salmonidae. The record is from RefSeq and is a predicted model, not a curated record.